AUGGGCCUUCUGGAUCCGGGCGCUGGCGACAGCUACCCCGGCUUCAUUCACUUGGCCCAGGGCUCCUCUCGCUCCGCGCCCCCCUCUGCGUCCACCGAAGCCGGGUUCUUGCACCUCCGGACCCCGCAGACGACGGCCGCGUGCACGGACCGGACCCUUGCGGAAAGCCUCGCCCCGGUCGGCCGCCGCGGAGAGCGGUGCCUAGGCCGGGAGGACGCGGCUGGCCGCUCGCCUUUGUUCUGGGGUGCUGAGCGUCUCUGCGUGGAGCAGGUUGUCCGUGCGAGUCCGUGCGCUCGGCGUGUGCUCGUUGCCCUCCGGACGCUCGACAUAUGUAGAGUGUGUCGGUCAGAAGGAACACCCGAGAAACCUCUUUAUCACCCUUGUGUAUGUACUGGCAGUAUUAAGUUUAUCCAUCAAGAAUGCUUAGUUCAGUGGCUGAAACACAGUCGAAAAGAAUAUUGUGAAUUAUGCAAGCACAGAUUUGCUUUUACACCAAUUUAUUCCCCAGAUAUGCCUUCACGGCUUCCUAUCCAAGACAUAUUUGCUGGGCUAGUUACAAGUAUUGGUACUGCAAUACGAUAUUGGUUUCAUUAUACACUUGUGGCCUUUGCUUGGUUGGGAGUUGUUCCUCUUACAGCAUGCCGCAUCUACAAGUGCUUGUUUACUGGCUCCGUGAGCUCACUACUGACACUGCCACUGGACAUGCUGUCCACGGAAAACUUGCUGGCGGAUUGUUUGCAGGGCUGUUUCGUGGUGACAUGCACACUGUGUGCAUUCAUCAGCCUGGUGUGGCUGCGGGAGCAGAUUGUCCACGGGGGAGCCCCGAUCUGGUUGGAGCAUGCCGCGCCGCCCUUCAAUGCUGCAGGGCCCCACCAGAAUGAGGCUCCAGUAGGAGGAAAUGGUGUAGAAAAUGCUGCUGCCGAACAGCCUGCGGACCCCCCUGCUGAGGAUGCAGUGGUGGGGGAGAACCCGGCCGUGCAGGAUGAGCAGGCGGAGGAGGAGGAGGAGGAGGACAACGAGGAGGACGAUGACGCUGGCGUGGAGGAUGCGGCGGAUGCUAAUAAUGGUGCCCAGGAUGACAUGAACUGGAAUGCUUUGGAAUGGGACCGAGCUGCAGAAGAGCUUACAUGGGAACGAAUGCUAGGACUUGAUGGAUCACUAGUUUUUCUUGAGCAUGUCUUCUGGGUGGUGUCUUUAAAUACAUUGUUCAUUCUUGUUUUUGCGUUUUGCCCCUACCACAUUGGUCAUUUCUCCCUUGUUGGUUUGGGAUUUGAAGAACAUGUCCAAGCAUCUCAUUUUGAAGGCUUAAUCACAACCAUAGUUGGGUAUAUACUUUUAGCAAUAACACUGAUAAUUUGUCAUGGCCUGGCAACUCUUGUUAAAUUUCACAGGUCUCGUCGCUUACUGGGAGUCUGCUAUAUUGUUGUUAAGGUCUCCUUGCUAGUGGUGGUGGAAAUUGGAGUGUUCCCUCUCAUCUGUGGCUGGUGGUUGGACAUCUGCUCCCUGGAAAUGUUUGAUGCUACUCUGAAAGACCGAGAACUGAGCUUUCAGUCCGCUCCAGGCACUACCAUGUUUCUGCACUGGCUGGUGGGGAUGGUGUAUGUGUUCUACUUUGCCUCCUUCAUUCUGCUGCUCAGAGAGGUACUUCGACCUGGUGUCUUAUGGUUUCUAAGGAAUUUAAAUGAUCCAGAUUUCAAUCCAGUGCAGGAAAUGAUCCACUUGCCCAUUUAUAGGCAUCUCCGAAGAUUUAUUUUGUCAGUGAUUGUCUUUGGCUCCAUUGUCCUCCUGAUGCUUUGGCUCCCGGUACGGAUAAUCAAGAGUCUGCUGCCUCAUUUUCUUCCCUACAACGUCAUGCUCUACAGUGAUGCUCCGGUGAGUGAACUGUCCCUUGAGCUGCUUCUGCUACAGGUCGUCUUGCCAGCAUUGCUGGAGCAGGGACACACGAGGCAGUGGCUGAAGGGGCUCGUGCGCGCUUGGACUGUCACUGCGGGCUACUUGCUGGAUCUUCAUUCCUAUUUACUGGGAGACCAGGAGGAAAACGAGAACAGUGCAAAUCAACAAGUGAACAAUAACCAGCAUGCUCGAAAUAACAACGCCAUUCCUGUGGUGGGGGAAGGCCUGCAUGCAGCCCACCAGGCCAUCCUCCAGCAGGGAGGGCCUGUUGGCUUCCAGCCUUACCGCCGGCCUCUGAACUUCCCACUCAGGAUUCUGGUGUUGAUCAUCCUCAUGUGUGUGACGUUGCUGAUCGCCAGCCUCAUCUGCCUUACCUUACCAGUAUUUGCUGGCCGUUGGCUCAUGUCAUUCUGGACGGGCACUGCCAAGAUCCACGAGCUCUACACAGCUGCUUGUGGUCUCUAUGUGUGCUGGCUCACCAUCCGGGCUGUGACGGUGCUGGUGGCCUGGAUGCCUCAGGGGCGCAGAGUGAUCUUCCAGAAAGUGAGAGAGUGGGCUCUCAUGGUCGUGAAGACCGUGGUCGUGGCGGUGCUGCUGGCUGGGGCUGUCCCGCUUCUUCUGGGGCUCUUGUUCGAGUUGGUCAUUGUCGCCCCCCUGCGAGUUCCUUUGGAUCAGACGCCUCUUUUCUAUCCAUGGCAGGACUGGGCACUUGGAGUCCUGCAUGCCAAAAUUAUUGCAGCUAUUACAUUGAUGGGUCCUCAGUGGUGGCUGAAAACUGUAAUCGAACAGGUCUAUGCAAAUGGUAUCCGGAACAUCGACCUUCACUACAUCAUACGUAAACUGGCGGCCCCAGUGAUCUCCGUGCUCCUGCUGUCCCUGUGUGUACCUUACGUCCUUGCUUCUGGUGUUGUUCCUCUACUAGGUGUAACUGCCGAAAUGCAAAACUUAGUCCACCGGCGGAUUUAUCCAUUUUUACUGAUGGUUGUGGUAUUGAUGGGAAUCCUGUCCUUCCAGGUCCGCCAGUUUAAGCGCCUUUAUGAACAUAUUAAAAAUGACAAGUACCUUGUGGGGCAGCGCCUGGUGAACUAUGAGCGGAAGUCUGGCAAGCAGGGCACCUCUGCGCCCGCUCCACCGCCGUCCCAAGAGUGAAGUGCUUGCCCCAGCUCCUCGGCCCUGCCCUUGCCUUUACACGCCCUCUUUGUGGACUUCUCGCUUGGAGGGUCCCCGUGAUCUCUCAGCGCUGUUUUUAAGUUAACCGUACUUGACUUGUACCCUCAGCAUUCAGAGGGCAGCUCGUACAGCUCCGCUGCUCCACCCUGCAUCUGCUGACAUCACUGCUGUCUGAGUUCUGUAUAUGUGUACAUAGAAGCUCCUUGAUCCCCUAAAACCUUGGAUUAAACAGAAUGUGCAUUGUACAUCUUUAAACAAACAAAUGUAUAUUAAUUUAUUAAAUCUAGUUGUCACUUUAUUUUGGACCUGCUGUGAUCUCGACAGGAAUCAUGCCACAGAGCAGUAGCACAGGCGAGACUUCAGAGCUGCUGGGGAGCGCAGCUCAUGGUGUUCCUAGCAGUUCCCACUCAGUAACUGUCUGUUCUGUCUGUCUGGGCUGUUCCACCUCACGGGCGCCAAGAGGAAGCAGAGAGAGCCGUCAGCAGUGAAGGGUCUGGUAAGAAAACAUGAACUGUGUGCUUCACUGUUGUUUUUGGAAAUUAUUUUGUAUAACACCAAAGCUGUUGUACAUUUUCUACUGCCUGAUUUUUUUCAUGUGUCUGUGUUUGUAAUAUUGUAUAGUAUCUUGUGCUAGGUGAGAUUAUUUUUAUUUUUGAUAAUUUAAUAUUCCUAGUGAUCAGCAUUGGGAGUUGGAUUUUUGUGCUUGUUAGGGGCAUGUUCAUGCUGGGGAGAAAAAAAAAAAAAAAAAAAAAAAAGUGCAAAUGAAGAUUUUCAUUCAUGCUUAUAUCCCCCUUCCACACAACUCUUACUUUUUGGCUGAAAGUGUUGUGCAAGAUCAUAAAUCUUAGGGAGUAACAUCACCAGCGACACUGCAUCUCCCUGGGGGUCAGAUGCAGCCGAGGCGCUUGUCAAGCAGGUGCGGUUGUGGUCUUGGAUUGCCAGCAUUGCAGGAUCCUGCGUAGAAUGCCUGCUCCUGCUAGCCAGGUCAUUGCUGGGAGAGGAUCGGUGAGCGCAUUUCUCCUCCAUGUUCAUCAGUAAGUCUCAAUGUUUCCAGAGCUUUCUGUUUACAGAAUAAAACUGCAAAGGAAGCUGCCUGAGCUGGCCUUUUCACAUAGGAAUGUAUUUUAUUACAAACAUGCUAUAGAACAUCUCAGAGAACUGAACACUUACAAACUUGAUUUUCCCUUAUAACCAAAACGUUCAGUUCAAAGUUUGGACGAAUAGAAUGGUUGGUUAUAUGAUCAAGUAUUUAAUACUAAUGGUAUAUUGUAAGGGUAGUAUUUACUUUUGAGUGACAGUUUAGAAAUUCUCAUAGAAAUGGACAGUCAUUAGAAACUAUACAAAUUUCCAUACAGUAUUAAAACCCAUAGAUUAAAGUCAGAAUGUUUUAAAAAUAUGAAUGUCAGCCAAACAUAAGCUACCAAAAUCAAGAGCAACAUGUUCUGAUAGUUUUUAUUUCUCCGUAGUUUUUCCCUAAUUGGUAAGGAAAUACUUUAAAAUUAUUUUAAAAUAUCAGUAUAAAAUGCUUGCCAUAGGGUUCAGUGUUGACACUCUCAGGCACUUUGUAGUAGCCCUUUCUCUUUUUUGCUAUACCUAUAUUGAGAAAUACAGUCCUACUGUAAAAUAUUUGUAGCAUUUGAAAGCAUAAUGCCAUCUGUCAUGGUGUAUGGCUACAUAAGUUCUUUUUAUGAGAAAAGUACAGAAUUGGGCUUAUAGGUUGAUUGUAUUAAUUUAGGUUUCUAUUAAAUUUUCAGAAAAUUUGUAGACAUGAUUUAAAGUCUUUAGAAAUACGUUAUUUUAACAGAUCUAGGUGAUACCACAAAAGCUUAAAAUUUUUCAAUCCUAUGAAAAUUUUAAAUGAAUUUUAUGUGUUAUUUAAAAAUGUAAAAAAUUGUGUAUGUGUGCACACACGUGUGCGCAUGGCCAAAACUUGCUCUUGUUUUAUUUCACUGGCAGAUAAUUUUAUAUUGUCUUUCUGAAGACAUCGCUCCCCUUCAGAUAGAUGUGCUUUGUCCUCUGUUUGCAGUGAGAUAAAUCCUAAGGAAAGGAGCCCUGGUGUAUUUGCUUGGGUAGCCAUCUGGGUUUCAUUAUUAAUCAGUAGUUACUUUUUAAACCCGCAGUUCGUAAAGUAUUAGUUUUGCUGCCCUUCACAUAGUUUUGUUUUUUUAAUUGUUGUAUAGUUUUCCAUUAUUUUACAUUGAGCUAAAAGUCUUCAAGGAAGAUGACCUUGUUGCUUUAUUUUUACUAUUUAUGUUGAAGACAAAUCACCAUUUGAGGUUGGUCUUUAUAUGGCCAGUUAUCACGUGGUCAUAGUUUGAGGUGUUCAUUUGUUCAUUAUUAGCAAAUUAUGUUUGUUUCUGAACUGUGACGUGCUAAUAGCUGAGAUGAAACUGAAGAAGAACGCCAAUGUGAAGUUUGUGUGUAGCUGGCCUGUAAGAAGCUCAAUGUUUUUAGCCCACCCCUCUCUCCCUUGUCCUCUGGAGAAGCAAAGAAGAUGAGACAUCUUUAUUCCAGAUGUAAGCAAGCAGUUUUUAUUUCGACAUGUAAUACAGCGGUUGUUACUGUGGAAA
Messenger RNA from Octodon degus (degu), 5633 nucleotides. RefSeq names its product membrane associated ring-CH-type finger 6 (gene Marchf6). The record is from RefSeq and is a predicted model, not a curated record. Gene Ontology annotation, cellular component: endoplasmic reticulum membrane. Bases 1 to 3042 code for a protein of 1013 amino acids. The transcript is spliced from 27 exons. NCBI's taxonomy places the organism in Eukaryota, Metazoa, Chordata, Mammalia, Rodentia, Octodontidae. Gene Ontology annotation, molecular function: zinc ion binding.